Molecule: messenger RNA, 1425 nt
Organism: Ascoidea rubescens DSM 1968
Lineage: Eukaryota; Fungi; Ascomycota; Saccharomycetes; Ascoideales; Ascoideaceae
Product: S10 family peptidase
Exons: 2
Coding region: 1-1425 (474 amino acids)
Biological process (GO): proteolysis
Cellular component (GO): fungal-type vacuole
Molecular function (GO): serine-type carboxypeptidase activity
Source: RefSeq, a predicted model, not a curated record
AUGAAUCUUUUAGUCCUUCUUGCCUUUAUCCAACUAGCAGCAGCUUUGCCAUUGAUUGAGAACCUCAGAGUCCUCUUUGGCAAUGAUCCCUUCAGCUACGACCCUGAGAUUCUUGCCAUUUGGAACGACUUGGAGUUACUAGAAAAGACCCAGCUAGACCAUGCUAUUUAUUCCUUCAUGAAAGAGAAACCGAUCAAAAACAAAAAGAGCCCCACCAUGACACACGUAUGGGACUCUACUGUCACAAUUACUAGUUUUGAAGAUUACUCGUUAAGAGUCAAGAAAACAAAUCCCAAAAUACUCGGCAUCGACAAAGUCGAUCAGUACGCUGGUUAUUUAGAUAUUAUCUCUGAGGAUAAACAUUUUUUCUAUUGGUUUUUCGAGAGCAGAAACGACCCUGAAAACGAACCUUUGAUUUUAUGUGUUAUUUUCCUUGAGCAACCAAUUGGAGUUGGCUAUUCCUAUUCAAAUACUUCAAAACCUGUUGGAACUACAGACGCUGCAGCUUCUGAUGUUUAUGCAUUUUUGGAGUUAUUUUUCAAAGCAUUCCCUAAAUUCCGUAACAACAAAUUUCAUAUUGCUGGUGAAUCAUAUGGUGGCCAUUAUAUUCCAAGGUUUGCUUCUGAGAUAAUUAACCAUCCCGAUAGAUCCUUUGAGUUGACAUCUAUUAUGGUUGGAAAUGGUAUCACUGACCCAUUGUCUCAAUUUGGUUACUAUGAACCAAUGGCUUGUGGUCGAGGUGGCCAUCCUCCUGUUAUUUCUGAGAGAGAAUGUGAAGAUAUGAGAGACGCAUAUCCAAGAUGUGCCAAACUAAUUGAGGCCUGUUAUAAAACUGAUAGUGCAUUUGUUUGUAUUCCUGCAGGAAUUUAUUGUGAAAGAAAAAUGUUUUCGGCUUUUGAAAAAACUGGAUUGAAUGUGUAUGAUAUUCGAAAAAAAUGCGAUCCAGAUACGGAAUUAUGUUAUAAAGAUUUGGAUUAUGUUGAUGCUUAUAUGAAUCUCGAUUACGUCAAGCAAUCACUAGGUGCUGAAGUUGAUAACUAUGUUGGUUGCAGUUCCAAAGUUGGCACUCAAUUUGCUCUUACUGGAGAUGGAAUGAAACCAUUUCAUCAAUAUAUUUCUGAGCUAUUGGAAAAAGGAUACCCAGUAUUACUUUAUGCUGGAGACAAAGACUACAUUUGCAAUUGGUUAGGCAAUUACGGUUGGUCUGAUGAAUUAGAAUAUAUUUAUCAUGAUAAAUUCACCUCUUCUCCAAUGUUGCCAUAUGUAACCUUAGAAGACAAAUUUACCGGUUACGUUAGAAAUUAUGGUGAUUUUACAUUUUUAAGAGUUUUUGAUGCUGGACAUAUGGUUCCUUAUGAUCAACCAGUUAAUGCAUUAGAUAUGGUUAACCGAUGGAUUAAUGGGGAUUACUCUUUUGGAUAUUAA